AUGGGCCCUCGAGAUUCCGACAGCAUCUUUUAUUUUCUUUCUUUCUUUCUUGUAUCUUUCAUUUUCAUGCUUGUCUUUCCAUUUCUUUCUUAUUUUUAUCAUUACUUUUCAUUUUCUUUCUUUCUUUCUUUCAUUACAUUUCAUUUCCUUCAUUCUUUCCUUUUUCAUUUUCUUUCUCUCAUUAAUCUCAUUUUCUUUCUUUCGUUACUUUUUAUUUUUCUCUAUUUUUGUUUUACUCUUCAUAUAUAUUUUUCUCUUUUGCCUUUCCAUUGUUAUUUCUUUUUUCUCUUUUGCCUUUCCAUUGUUAUUUCUUUUUUCUCUUUUGCCUUUCCAUUGUUAUUUCUUUUUUCUCUUUUGCCUUUCCAUUGUUAUUUCUUUUUACUUCUCAUUUUCUUUCGUUCAUUUUUACUUUACUUUUCAUGCUUGUUCUUUUUUAUUCAUUUUUCUUUCUUUUACUCACUCACUCACCUCACUCACUCACUCACUCACUCACUCACCACUUUCAAUUCCCCCUUUAUAUUUUAUUUCUAUUUAUAUCUUCCAUAA
Acanthosepion pharaonis is the source of this 546-nucleotide messenger RNA. The record is from the annotation of a GenBank genome assembly. NCBI's taxonomy places the organism in Eukaryota, Metazoa, Mollusca, Cephalopoda, Sepiida, Sepiidae.